AUGCACUGUGGCCAGCUCUACAACCUGACAGUGACAGCUGAGGACGACAUCCCUUGCAAGCCAACCAAUGUGAAGGCUGCCCUACUCUGCCAAUCCAACUCUGCUGCGGUGACAUGGGAGCGAGCCAGCGGAGCCGUCUCAUAUCUUGUCGUGGGCGUCACCGCUGACGGAAGCCACCAAACCAAAUGUAACAACUCCAUGACCUUCUGCGAUCUUAGCGGCCUGCAGUGUGGACAGACCUACAAUGUGAGCGUGUACGGCCAGGACGAGUACUGUUCCAGCGUGGAGAGUGACACGGCUUACAUGCAGACAGCCCCUUGUGCACCACAGGAUGUGGCUGUAGAUGCAAACUGUGCUGAUGGUGCCAUAUCUGUGUCCUGGAUGCCCAACCCCGACGCUCAGUACUUUCAUGUAGCCGCAGUGAGCAACAUAGGAGCAAGACUCUACUGUAACUCCAGCAGCACUGCCUGCAGUAUAAACAACCUGCCAUGUGGACGGACUUACAACGUCACUGUGCUGUCUGUGAGAGACGACUGUGAGAGUGAGACGAGCGCUGUGGUGGAGACCUCCUCAGCUCCAUGCGUGCCCACAAACGUUAAGGGCAGUCUGGACUGCGUGUCAAACUCUGCCUGGGUCACAUGGGACCCCUCACAAGGUGCCCACAGCUACUCCGUUGUGGCCAACGGGGUGGGAGGUCACACCUCCAACUGCACCUCCGCCUCCUCUCCCUGUGAGGUGCCAGAUCUGAACUGUGGGACGCUUUACACCUUUUACGUCACUGCUGUCAACAGACACUGUAACAGUAGUAACAGCACCACCUUUGAGCUUCAGACAGGUCCAUGUGCUCUCACGUCCAUCAGCGCAGUGACACAGUGCAACAGCGACACCAUCCUGGUUGAAUGGGACAUGACAGAGGACACGCCGGUCUUUGUGGUGACCGCUGAGGGCCACGACCAGUCCUACAUCUCCUGCAACAGCUCUUCUCAUUCAUGUGAACUCCAGGAUGCAAAAUGUGGCAUGCAGUACAGCGUCAUCGUGUCCACUUCCUCUGAUAAGUGCAGCAGCCUCAGAAGCCCGACGAAGAAGAUUAAAACAGCGCCCUGUGUCCCAAGCAAUGUGACAGUGGUACCAACAUGUGAGGAGCACGGCGCCACGGUGACCUGGAGACACUCCCCUGUGGCUAAAUCCUACAUGCUGUCGGCAACAGGAAGCGACGGACAUGUUGCCAGCUGCAUCACCUCAGUGAAUAACUGCACACUGACUCAUCUGCACUGCGGACAGGCGUAUGCAUUAAAUGUCACAGCCAAAGGAGACAACUGCAGCAGCCUCCCUCACACUUCAACCUUCAAUACAGUGCCCUGUGAGCCCUCCGGUCUUUCAGUGGAUCUGGAUUGUGAGACAAACUCGGCCAUCCUGUCUUGGAAUGCCAGCGAGGGCGCCGUGGAGUAUUUGGGCUGCGCCCAAACUACGGACGGAGACAUGCUCUACUGUGAAAGCGACGUUCCCCGCUGCACCAUCGAAGGCCUGCGGUGUGGAGAAGUUUACAACUUCUCUGUCGAAGCCUCUGAUGGCAUCUGCAACAGCUCGUUUAGUGCACCGCUACAGGAGGGAGCAGCUCCAUGCGCUCCAACUUCUCUGAGUGUCAGAAUGCAGAGGAUCGGUCAGAUGCACUGGGCCAUGACAUCAUGGGCGGAGGUGGAUUGUCCAGAUGUUGAGUACCUUGUGAAGAUAAUCGGUCGAAUCCAAGAUGACCCACAGGCCUUGAUGAAUGUGACGUCUUACUGGCUGCCCCGGCCAUACUUUGAGUUCCCGAUGCCUUGUAGCACAGCGUAUAACCUCACAGUACGCUCCAGGAACUCAGGCGGGGUCAGCGAGCCGUCCAGUGCUUUUACUGGAGUCACAGUCCCCUGUGCUCCACAGAAUGUGAUGUACACUGGUAGCACACAGUCUGCUGUGCUCUCCUGGGAUUCAUCAGUGUUUGCAACAAGCUACACUGUCUACGAUGUGUCAGGAGCCGUCCGUAUUGAGCUCUGCAACACAACUGAUCUCUCAUGCCAGGUCACCAACUUUGAUCCGGCCAACACUACAGUGAAAGCCAUCAAUGAGGAAGGAGAGAGCAUCGGUAGCCCAGAUAUUAGAGGUCCAGGCGGCCUUCGGAGAAGAAGGGAUUUGAGGGCUUCUAAAGUCUAUGCUCAUCGAGACAGUGGUCUUGAAAUCCCAGAAUUACCGAACGUAACAGUAAGUGGAGUUUCCGUGCAUGUGAAGUGGUCCACAGUGAAGGAUGCCACAGAGUACACACUGGUGAUCGAGGAGGAACAGAAUGAGCAGCAGCCGCCGAGAGUGAGAUCCGUGGAGGAGGAUUUUUACACAGAGACUGACCUAAAGCCCUGGACCACCUAUAAUGUCAGGCUUAGUGCCAAAAACACCAUCAGCCAAAGCAACUACACCAGACCAGUGAGCAUAACAACUGGUUCCACCUGA
Labrus bergylta (ballan wrasse) is the source of this 2481-nucleotide messenger RNA. Lineage: Eukaryota; Metazoa; Chordata; Actinopteri; Labriformes; Labridae. The record is from RefSeq and is a predicted model, not a curated record.